GAAACUGGUAGCUCUGCAUCAUUACUAUUCCAUCUCAAAGGCAGAGACGGGCAGUUCACCGUCUACCUCCUCACAUUAAAGCAUCAACACUUUGCAAGUUAACCAGUUGCUUCUCAGCCUUGCAACAAGACAUCCUGGGGACAUUCCCAUCACAUCUGGAUUUAUUCAUCUGCUCUGUGAGGCUACAGAUGUGCAUUUUAACGUCAAUGACGUCCGUCUGGACUGUCUUGACUUUGCCUGCUGAGGGAAGCAUCGCUGUCAGAGUGGAGAAGUGUUAGCGUCGGAGCUGCCCGGAAUUUCAGCAUCGUUUCUCCUCCUUUUUCCUUUGCCAGCACUUUCAAGAGUAAAAGUGGAUGGUUGGGUUUUUUGUGACUGCAUGCUGGGGCAGAGUGCUUACCUCAGGAAUUUUAAGCGAAGGAAGGUGGGGGGGGGGCUGACAAACAGCUGCGAGGGGAGGACGGGUUGCACUGCUGCAUCACACUAGCAUCCCACAGAGGGCAAUUUUUAUUUUUUCUGCCUCUUGCAGAUGCACUCAUGCAUAUAUUUCACAUCCAGCAGCAGCAAGAGCAGCAGAGUCAGGCUGCUUUUACAUUUACAGAUGGAUUACUGCAACUUUACAGACCGCUGAGGCGAAGAUGCUGAUUCCAGAAGAAUAGGACGCACGCUUUGUUUUCAGAGCAGCAGUCGGGGCAAACAACCAAAAAAAAAAUAAAUUUGCAUGGCAGGAUGAUGACUGAGUCGAGCUGAAACUGCCUCCCGCCCGUCCUCAGUCUAAAGAUGAACUCUUCUUCUGAUGCGAACCAAAGUGGUUCUCCUGUGUUCUGUCUGCUGGGCGCUGUGGGUUAUUCCCACAGCUUGGAUACCUGCAUGCUGGAGGUUGCCAUCAUCCUCUUCCUCACUGUGCUUAUCAUUGCCGGGAACCUGGUGGUGAUUUUUGUCUUCCAUUGUGCUCCGUUGCUGCACCACCACACCACCAGCCACUUCAUCCAGACUAUGGCCUACGCUGAUCUGCUGGUGGGUGUCAGCUGCAUGGUGCCUUCACUGUCCCUCCUCCACUACCUCCGAGGCCUGAACGAAGAGCUCACCUGCAAGGUGUUUGGCUACAUGAUUUCAGUGCUGAAAAGUGUCUCCAUGGCCUCCCUAGCCUGCAUCAGUGUGGACCGGUACAUCGCCAUCACCCGCCCGCUGUCAUACGCCACACUGGUGACGCCAUGCCGGCUGAGGGUGUGCAUCGUCCUCAUCUGGGUUUACUCCGCCUUGAUUUUUCUGCCGUCUUUUUUUGGCUGGGGGAAGCCAGGAUAUCACGGGGACAUAUUUCAGUGGUGCGCAGCCUCAUGGAAGACCAGUCCCGGGUUCAGCACCUUCAUCGCAGGGUUGCUCUACGCGCCGGCGGCGCUCACCGUCUGCUUCACCUAUGGGAGUAUUUUCCGGAUCUGCCGGCAGCACACGCGGGAAAUCACCCAGCGCCAUGCCCGCUUCAGCUCCCAGGCAGAGGGCAACAAAGACGAGCGGGGAGAGCGGUGCGAGGGCUGCACGGACAAACGCUACGCCAUGGUGCUGUUCCGCAUCACCAGCGUCUUCUAUGUGCUGUGGAUGCCAUACAUCGUCUACUUCCUGUUGGAGAGCGCUGGGCUGUAUCACCACAUGGUGGCAUCCUUCUUCACAACAUGGCUGGCGAUAAGCAACAGCUUCUGCAACUGUCUCAUCUACAGCCUGUCCAACAGCGUCUUCCGGAAGGGUCUGGGCAGUCUCUUCAGCCCGUUGUUUCCGUCCUGCCUCGGCUGUGCGGACGCCAAAAAGGCUCCGGCUCCCGCCAGCCUGCGAACAGACACUCGAUGCCAAGUGUGACGCCGGACUCCAACAGAUUUGGUUUGGUCACUUUGCUCUCAGCUGUGUAGCAUGGCUCAGGACUUUUAGGUCCUGCAGUGAAAUGUGUUGAGGACCUCCUGCACGGAGUGCAGCGAGCUGUCCGUGCAGGUGCCUGGACGUCCCUUCAAAGGCAGAUUUUGUGGAAAAAGGCGGCUAAAAAGUUCCUGUUGGAACUUUCUUACAGUGAAAGCUGAAGGCACAGAGUAGCAAAGGUUUUAUGCUGAUCAGAAAAGUCAAUUAAAAGCAACAGAUUUGUGGGAUUUAAACAUUUCUGACGCCACUUUUUUAAGAACUUCCAAAUGCAAGAAAGGAAAGUGCAGCCUGGGCUGUCCAGAUCCACUGAGAUGUAAAAAUAUUUCCUCUCUAGCUGACUGAUAAAUCUGUGUCUUUUAGGGUAGAAGGAGGCAUCGCAAAAAUGUCCAACACUUGAAAGAGGCUGCUGAAGGUGAAAUCCUUCACCUUUCACUGAUCUGAUUAUUAGCCUGUAAAUGUGAGCCAAAAAUAGUAUUUACCAGAGAGAAGACUAUAGUUCCCAGGUGGCAGUGGGAAGUACGUUUACAGUCUGAAAAUUAAUAAAUUAGCUUUAAGAUGAUGGCUGACGGUUUUCAGCCGACAGACGUGUUGGAUCCUUGGCAAGGAGACGUUAAACUCUAUUUAUUUGCAGAGGUUUAGUCUGUUUUUUGUUUCAUUCUCAGGUUUCUUAGCAGUUCUCCGUUAAGCUUCUGAGCCGCUUGCCUGUCAUACUGUAUAUGAAACGAUAUGGCUCUUCCAUCACAGACUGCAGAGUUUUUAAAAGAUAAAUCAACUCAUGACUGUUAGUGUUGAUAAUGACUCUGCUGGGAUCCUCGGAUCCGGCUUCGCUCCAGAAACAAACUUUAUUGUAAUUGUUGUUUAAAUUUCUCUUUUUAGCCUCUGCAGAAGCUGGUUGUUUCUAAAAUCUGUGCAAAGCAAAGAGGCAGUCACAUAAAACCUGAUCAGAGCACUUUUCUAAGAGCUGGGUGAGAACAUGAGGCUUAAAAUGCAAAAAAUCACUAUGUAAACAGCCUUGAGCUGAACCCUUUAUGGGGGUUUGGCCCCGGAUUUACAGCACAUUUCCAGGAUAAGAACAAUCUUUAUUAAAAGUGUUAAAGGUUCAUUUGUCACAGCCAAGAAAUCUGACAUGUUGCAUGUGAGACUGAUCCAGUUUUCAAAUAGUCUUUCUCUUAACUCUGAAGGAUAAUCCUCCAGAUGUGGUCUGUCUGUAAAGCUGUGAUUAAAUGACGUUUCUAAGAGCGUCUUGCUCAAUGAAACUCAAUGGGAAGAUCAUACAGAGAACAACCAACUAUACUGCACUAAAUAAACAUGUUAGGGGCUAAUUUAUUAGUUUAGAUGUUUUACAGCAGGUCCAGUGUUGCUGUUGAAUCUUGUGAUAUUUGCAUGGUGAGAAGUCAAAAUAUGACCUUUAGUUGUGAAUUUCACCUUCUUAGAAAAUAUUCUUCUUUCAAAAUGUGUAAUUUUCCAAAAAGAAAUGACAUGGACAACUUCAAACUGAAUCCAGCCUACAGGUUGGUUUGAUUUAAGGAUUCUUUUAUUUAUUUACUGGUUACUUCAACCAGCGAUUCUCAAUCUUUUUGAGCCACAACCACCAAGAGAACAUGUUGGUUGGUUGGUGUUCCACAAAUUCAUGUCUUUUCCAUUAAGGUGAUAACUUUGACAGCCCAAAUACCAACAUCAAAUUUAUUUGAUAAAUUUAUGUUUUUUACAACGUUAUUUAUUAUUUUGGGUCCCAACCCCCAGUUUGAGGAAGGCUGCCUUAAACAGUGAGAGUUCACAUUAAAGAAAAAAUCUGAUAUUUUUCUUUUAAAAUCAUUCAAGAAAAAUCCAGAUAUUUUCACCCGUAGAAAGUACAAAUACGCUCCCACCAUCGACUGCUCGUCACUCUGAGACGUUUGCUUAUUACUCGUCAGUUUUUCCUUGUUAUAGAUCUGAUCAGUACCAAAUCAAAAUUUACAAAUAAAAUGUUUUUCAUGCAAAACAGAAGCAAAAUGAAAAACAACAGUUUUUGCAUCUUACAAACACAACCAUGCACCUAAAAUUAACCCUUUAACGCAUAAUAACCGAUGCAUACAGUUUCUGAGACAUAUUGCAUCACCACAUGGUAAAAACUCUGUUUUAUUUCAUACCAUAACAUUUUAUUUGUACAACACUUUAAAAACAACAUAACAGCUGACUAAAGCGAUGUACAGUAAAUGUAAAAAAGAGGAUUAAAAUUCAAAUAAAAGAUCAAAUAGAACAAUAAAAAUGGCUACAUAUGAGCUACAAGUACAUGCAAAGAAUAAAAGAUUAAAAAGACACACAAAGCAAAGGAGUAAAAUAUGUUUUUUAAACGAGUUUUAUAAACAACAAGAGAAGGAGGAAGUCUGACCUGCAGCAAGAGCUUCGUCCAUAUUUUUUUAAAAAUGUUUUCAGGACAAUUAAAAGCAUCUGGUCAGUGGAUCUAAGAGCAGCUCAGACACAUAAACGAGGGAAGACCUUUCAGAGACUUAAAAACAAAUAAAAGAAUCUGAAAUCUGUAGAUUACCGGGAAGCCAGUGAAGGGAGGAUAAAACCAGAGUUUUGUCCUCUCGUUUGCUCGUACCAGUUAAAAAUCCUGCAGCAGAGUUGGAUGGAGUCUGGCUAUUUCCAAUAAAAACCGAAUAAUCCAGGUGUGGGGGGUCGUCCUAGGUGGUGUCUUGUACAACCUGAUACUUGUUUUCGGCCCCCUGGUGGACACAUUUGACACUACAAUAAUUCUGACAUAUUACAACACCGGACAUACGUGCAAAUUAUUUUUAUAUUUACGUUUUGUUAAAUAAAGAUUUCAGAUUAAAAAUGUAAAGGUAGGAUUUUCUGUCCAUUAUUCCCUGGGUCAGGUAUUAAAGGGUUAAAUCCAAACUGAAAAUGGGGCUAAAGAGUCUGAAUCCUGAUGUAUUGCACUAAUUGUAGCCAGAGCUCGGUGUUUGGCUUUUUUUUUAUUUAUUUUUUCUAAAAAUACUCUAGGAAAUAAUUCCAAUGGAUCUUUAAGUGUGAAAAAUUCUUCUCUUUGUGAAGCUGCUCAACAUGAAGCUGUAAGAUUUCUCUGUUUUGGGUCAAGAAACAACGUUCAGUAUCCUGAGAUAUCUUUUGAUUUAAUGCUGCAUGAAUAACAUUAAACUGAAUUAAUUCUGUUAAACUAGGCCAGGCUUGUUGGCUCUAAAAGCUUAUGAAAUUGGUGGUAGCUGCAGAUGGGAGUUCAGGUCACAUGAUCUAUGGUGGUCAGGGUCUACAGCGGCCCUGAGGUGCAACAGUUCGGAAAGGAUCAAUGUUUAAAAAAAUAAACAGAAAUAUUUAACAAAGCAUGUUUUAUAAAAUGAAUAAAAAAAGAAAACAAGUUUUAAAUGAAAGCUACUUCAA
This is a messenger RNA of Melanotaenia boesemani (Boeseman's rainbowfish), 5280 nucleotides long. RefSeq names its product probable G-protein coupled receptor 21. The record is from RefSeq and is a predicted model, not a curated record. Gene Ontology annotation, biological process: G protein-coupled receptor signaling pathway. Bases 778 to 1848 code for a protein of 356 amino acids. Gene Ontology annotation, molecular function: peptide binding; G protein-coupled receptor activity. The transcript has a single exon. Gene Ontology annotation, cellular component: membrane. NCBI's taxonomy places the organism in Eukaryota, Metazoa, Chordata, Actinopteri, Atheriniformes, Melanotaeniidae.